CAACGAGUAGUAUAGGAAGCAGGGUGACGCGCGCAUGCAUGCGCAUUGCGAUUGCGAUGGAUCAUCGUCAAGACGCCGGCGAUGGCGAGGAGGAGCGCCAGCAGCAGCUGGGUGAUCUGGAGACCGACAAGGAACCGGUGCAGAAGCAAGGGCAGCUAUCGCCGUCGUCCUCGUGGCGGGCUGCGGCGGCGGCCAGCAUCAGGGAGAGCCUAUCCCGCUCGCUCUCCUCUCUCAGCCACCAGCAGGAGGAGAAGGACGACGACGAGGUGGAGCUGAGGUGGGCGGCCGUCGGGAGGCUGCCCACCAUGGACAGGCUCCACACGUCGCUGCAGCUCCACGCGGGCCAGCGGCAGGUGGUGGACGUGCGCAGGCUGGGCGCGGCGGAGCGGCGCAUGGUGGUGGACGCCCUCGUCGCCAACAUCCACCGGGACAACCUCCGCCUGCUCCGCAAGCAGCGCCAGAGGAUGGACCGCGUCGGCGUCCGCCCUCCCACGGUGGAGGUGCGCUGGCGCGACGUCCGCGUCGAGGCCGAGUGCCAGGUGGUGCAUGGGAAGCCGCUCCCCACCAUCUGGAACGCCGUCGUCUCCGGCCUCUCUUCGGUGAGCACCAUGGUGGGCCUGAACCGCCAGCGAGAGGCCAGGGUGCGCAUCCUCCACGGCGUCAGCGGCGUCGCCAAGCCUUCCAGGCUGACGCUUCUCCUGGGCCCCCCUGGCUGCGGCAAGACCACACUCCUCAAGGCGCUCGCGGGGAAGCUCAGAGCCACCGGUCUCAAGGUGACAGGAGAGAUAGAGUACAACGGCGUGGAGCUCAACAAUGGCUUCGUCCCGGAGAAGACGGCGGCUUACAUCGACCAGUACGAUCUUCAUGUCCCUGAGAUGACUGUCAGAGAGACCAUCGACUUCUCUGCAAGAUUCCAAGGCGUUGGCAACAGAGCUGAGAUCAUGAAGGAGGUGAUUAGAAGGGAGAAGGAGGCCGGGAUUACCCCUGACCCUGAUGUCGACACUUACAUGAAGGCGAUAUCUGUGGAAGGUUUAGAAAGGAGCAUGCAAACAGACUACAUUAUGAAGAUUAUGGGACUUGACAUAUGUGCUGACAUAAUGGUGGGUGAUGCAAUGAGAAGAGGCAUUUCAGGCGGUGAGAAGAAGAGACUUACCACAGGAGAAAUGAUAGUAGGACCCUCAAAAGCACUCUUCAUGGAUGAAAUAUCAACUGGAUUGGAUAGUUCCACCACAUUUCAAAUUGUUUCUUGCCUUCAACAAUUGGCUCAUAUCUCAGAGUCUACUAUACUAGUCUCACUUCUUCAACCAACACCAGAGACAUAUGAGCUUUUUGAUGAUAUUAUUUUGAUGGAUGAAGGCAAAAUUGUAUACCAUGGACCUAAGAGUUGCAUUAUGGGUUUCUUUGAAUCAUGUGGAUUCAAGUGCCCUGAUAGAAAAGGCGCCGCUGACUUUCUUCAAGAGGUAUUAUCCAAAAAGGACCAACAACAAUAUUGGAGCCAUAGUGAAGAAACCUACAAUUUUGUUACCAUUGACCAGUUAUGUGACAAGUUCAGAGUGUCUCAAAUUGGUCAGAACCUUGCUAAGGAGAUUUCAAAGCCUUGUGAUAAAUCAGAAGGGCUUAAAAACGCCUUGUCUUGUAGUAUCUAUUCAUUGUCCAAGUGGGAACUUCUCAAAGCAUGUUCCGCAAGAGAGCUUCUCCUCAUGAAACGGAAUGCCUUCAUCUACAUAGGAAAAUCUGUUCAGCUUGCACUUGUUGCCGCAAUUACAGGGACGGUAUUUUUGCGCACACAUAUGGGCGUUGAUAUAGUUCUUGCUAACUAUUACAUGGGUUCACUCUUCUAUGCACUCCUCCUACUGAUGGUGAAUGGAUUCCCUGAGCUUUCCAUGGCAGUUAUCAGACUUCCGGUCUUUUACAAACAAAGAGACUACUACUUCUAUCCUGCAUGGGCUUAUGCAGUGCCAGCUUUUAUCCUAAAGGUUCCAAUCUCUUUAGUUGAGUCAAUAGUUUGGACAUCAUUAUCUUACUUUCUCAUUGGCUAUACUCCCGAGGCAUCCAGAUUUUUUCGUCACCUUCUUAUCCUCUUCUUGAUUCACACUGGAGCAUUAUCGAUGUUUAGAUGUGUCGCCUCUUACUGCCAAACAAUGGUGGCUAGCAUAGUGGGUGGUACAAUGGCACUUCUACUCAUCCUUCUAUUCGGGGGUUUCAUCAUUCCUCGUUCAUCCAUGCCUAAUUGGCUGGAAUGGGGAUUUUGGCUUUCUCCAUUAUCGUACGCUGAGAUAGGGUUAGCUGAAACUGAGUUCUUAGCACCAAGAUGGCUAAAGUUGACAGCAUCUGGUGUGACACUUGGAAGGAGAGUAUUACUGGAUAGAGGGUUGAAUUUCUCAGUCAACUUCUACUGGAUUUCAAUCGGAGCAUUGAUUGGGUUUAUUUUUUUAUGUAAUAUAGGUUUUGCUAUUGGCUUGACAAUUAAAAAGCCUCCAGGAACUUCAAGAGCAAUUAUUUCUUAUGAUAAGCUUAGCAGACUUAAUAGAAGAGACCAGUGUGUGCUUGUGGAUACUAAAGAUGGGAUAAAUAAGCAACAAGAAAAUUCAUCUGCUCGUAGCGGGACUGUCAUAUAUAUUGCAGGAAGGGUGGUAUUACCUUUUGUGCCCCUUGCAGUAUCAUUUAAAGAUGUGAACUACUAUGUAGAUACACCUGCGGAAAUGAGGGAGAAAGGAUACAUGGAGAAAAAACUUCAACUACUCCACAACAUCACAGGAGCCUUCCAGCCAGGAGUCCUUUCAGCACUCAUGGGGGUUACAGGGGCAGGGAAAACAACCUUGCUUGAUGUUCUUGCUGGGAGGAAAACUGGUGGUGUUAUUGAAGGAGAUAUAAGAGUAGGAGGUUAUCCUAAAGUUCAGGAAACUUUUGCUAGGAUCUCAGGUUACUGUGAACAAACUGAUAUUCACUCCCCGCAAAUCACAGUGGGAGAGUCAGUUGCAUAUUCAGCCUGGCUGCGCCUUCCAACAGAAAUUGACUCCAAAACACGAGAUGAAUUUGUCAAUCAAGUUCUUGAAACAAUUGAGUUGACUGAAAUAAGAGAUGCUUUGGUUGGAAUGCCAGGAAUAAAUGGACUCUCAACAGAGCAACGAAAGCGGCUCACAAUUGCAGUUGAGCUUGUAUCCAACCCUUCAGUCAUAUUCAUGGAUGAGCCAACAUCCGGCUUGGAUGCAAGAGCCGCUGCUAUUGUCAUGCGUGCGGUGAAGAAUGUUGCAAAUACAGGCAGAACAGUUGUGUGCACAAUUCACCAACCAAGUAUUGAAAUAUUUGAGGCAUUUGAUGAGCUAAUGUUGAUGAAAAGGGGUGGACAGUUGAUCUAUGCUGGGCCGCUGGGAUACCGUUCAUCUAUACUCAUCAAAUAUUUCCAGGCAAUACCUGGGGUACCAAAGAUCAAGGACAACUACAACCCAUCAACAUGGAUGCUAGAAGUUACUUCAACAUCUUUGGAAGCUCAACUAGGACUCGAUUUUGCACAAGUUUACAUGGACUCAUCAAUGUACAAGGAAAAAGAUGAGCUUGUAAGUCGUUUGAGCAUACCAACUUUGGGUUCAAGUAACCUCCAUUUCCCAACACGAUAUCCACAAAAGUUUAGGGAGCAGUUCAAAGCUUGCAUCUGGAAGCAAUUUUUAUCAUAUUGGAGAACCCCUUCCUACAACUUGGUACGGAUUGUGUUUAUACUAGUCGCCAGCAUUGCCUACGGGGCAUUAUAUUGGCAGCAAGGCAACAUAAAUAACAUACAUGAACAGCAAAGUCUAUUCAAUAUAUUGGGAUGCAUGUAUGGCACCACUAUAUUUUCUGGCAUCAACAACUGUCAAUCAGUGAUGCCAUUCGUUUCGAUUGAGCGAUCUGUCGUGUACAGAGAAAGGUUUGCAGGAAUGUACUCUCCUUGGGCUUACUCCUUGGCACAGGUCACUAUGGAGAUUCCUUAUGUGCUUGUGCAAAUAGUGUUGUUCAUGUUGAUAGCUUACCCAAUGAUAGGGUAUGCAUGGGAAGCAGCAAAGUUCUUCUGGUUAUUGUAUACCAUGUUCUGUACACUGCUCUACUUCCUCUAUCUUGGAAUGUUGAUGGUGUCGGUCACUCCAAACAUCCAAGUGGCAUCCAUAUUAACAUCUUUGUUCUACACCAUACAAAACCUCAUGUCUGGAUUCAUUGUGCCUGGUCCACAAAUACCAAAAUGGUGGCUCUGGUUGUACUAUACAUCUCCCAUGUCAUGGACACUCAAUGUAUUCUUCACCACCCAGUUUGGGUAUGAAGAUCAAAAGAAGAUUGACGUAUUUGGGGAGACCAAAUCUGUUGCAGCAUUCCUUAAAGACUACUUUGGUUUCAAACGUGAAUUGCUACCACUGUCAGCUAUAGUUCUAGCAGCCUUCCCAAUAUUCUUUGCCGCUCUAUUCGGUUACAGCAUUUCAAAACUAAACUUUCAAAGGAGAUAAAUUAGUAAACAAUCAAAAGCAAAAUAGUGCUUGCAUAGUGCAACAUAUAAAUUUAUGCACAUGUAUUUACAAAAAGUAAAUUUUGUUUUGCCCUCUGAUACAAAAGGUCAAUAUUAUGUACAUUAGAUAUGUGCUACACUGCUAAUUAUUAGCUUGUGUUUGGAAUAAGUGGUUGAGUAACAAACAAUGCAUAUAGAAUGGAAUGUAUUAUGUGGCAUGUAUAAAAUACAAAUUGUAUUCAUCAUAUGUAAUUGCUUGAAAUAUAUUUCUCUUCAUUUCUACA
This is a messenger RNA of Zea mays, 4755 nucleotides long. Its product is annotated as ABC transporter G family member 41. Gene Ontology annotation, molecular function: ATP binding; ABC-type transporter activity; ATP hydrolysis activity. The record is from RefSeq and is a predicted model, not a curated record. Gene Ontology annotation, cellular component: membrane. Bases 39 to 4472 code for a protein of 1477 amino acids. The transcript is spliced from 21 exons. NCBI's taxonomy places the organism in Eukaryota, Viridiplantae, Streptophyta, Magnoliopsida, Poales, Poaceae.